CACAUAAGUAAUGUUUUAAUUCCCUUAGGCACUCAUACGCACAAUUUAUCAAACCUAAAAAUUGCACAACCAUUGUAAUAUUUUAAAAUAAUGGUUUUCAAAUGCCAGGAGGACAGUUUUUUGAAAGAAUUUACAACCAAAGUAGUGAAAUGCGAAGAAACUACAGAACCAAUAGUGGAGUAUGGUAAGGUGUCACAGUUUGAAGGUUACCAAAUAAUCUUGGAGAAUACAAUUCUCUUUCCUGCUGGAGGAGGACAGCCCCAUGAUAUUGGCUGGUUGAAUGAAAAAGAAGUUGUGCAAGUGUUACGCAAAGGAGAUGAAGCUAUACAUUUCACAAAGGAACCGCUAGAAGUUGGAACCAAAGUCUCACAGAAAAUUAAUUGGGAGAGAAGAUUUGAUCAUAUGCAACAACAUUCAGGUCAGCACCUUCUAUCAGCAAUCCUUGAGAAAGAACACAAUCUACCUACAACCAGUUGGUGGUUAGGUGCAGAAGAAUGUUAUGUAGAGCUUAAUAAUACCAAAGUCACUAAUGAAGUAAUACAAGCAACUGAAGAUAAAUGCAAUACUCUUAUCAGGGAAGCUAUUCCAGUGAAUGUAAAAUUCUGUAAAAUCAAUGAUCCUAAUUUAGAUGAGGCACAUACUAGAGGACUUCCGAAGGAUUGUAUUGACACAAUAAGGGUGAUUUGUAUUGGUAACAUUGAUGAAAAUAUGUGUUGUGGCACACAUGUAUCAAAUUUAAGUCAACUGCAAGUAAUAAAAUUACUUGGCAUUGAGCCAGGCAAAAAAGGCAAAACUAACUUGAAAUUCUUAGUAGGCAAUAGAGUUACAAAGACAUUACAACUGAUGCUGGACAGAGAAAAAGCAUUAACAGGAUUACUCAAAAAUGAACCCAGCAAGCAUGAGGAACUAAUACAAAAACUUCAAAAGAACCUUAAGAUUGCAAAUAAAAAUGUUUCAAACUUAUUGUCAGAAGUGGCUCAAUACGAAAUAGAGAAGAUAAAGAAUGCCCAAGAAAAGCCAAAAUUCAUUUUUAUGUUUAAAAAGGAUGCAACUCCAGAGUUCAAUAGAGCCGUUUGUAAAGGAUUAGAAGAAGAUAAUCUGUUUAUGUUCUUUGCUUCUCAAGAAGCAGACAAACCCAAAGAGGGGCAAAUAAUUAUACAAGGACCUGAAGAACACUGUAUAGUUUUAGGGCAAAAAAUAACUGAUAUACUAAAAUGUAAAGGUGCAUUUAAAAAUGGCAAAUACCAAGGAAAAGCAGGUGAUUUAACUGGUAUUGCCAAAUGCAAAAAAAUAAUUGAGAAUUACUUUAAUGAUAUUUCAUAGUUAAUAAAUAUCAAGUUUAUACUUGGAAAUCGAUUUUAUUUAAAUACCCAUUAAUCUUACAUUAUUUAUAAAUAAUAAAUGUAAUAAACAAUGAUAAAUGCUAUUAAAUAAAUAACAGGGAAUGACAUAAAUAAUAUUUAUCCCUAAGGUAUCCUGAAUGUAAAAAUCAUUAGCAAUGAUUUCAUUACACUAAUAAUAAUUUGCAAAACAACCAUUCAUAAUUUAUUAAAUGUGUGCUAAUAAUCAAAUUUUACUACUCUCAGUAUUUUAACAAUAAAAAUUAUGUAAAUAAUCAUGUGGUUACAUAUAUAUGGAAAAAGAUGCCUUUAAUAUUUCUCACUUAACCAUUAUAGAUUCUCUACGUUUUUAUUGGUUGUAGGAAAUGUGUACCUAAUAAUUAUGCAUAAAGAAUCAUGUCCACUUUCCUUACAUUAAUUGCCCUGCUGCAUGCUUUUAUAAAGGUCGCAUCUACCCUCCUCCACACAUAAUUGAAAUUAUUUUUGGCAUAUAAUAGAAACCU
Diatraea saccharalis (sugarcane borer) is the source of this 1843-nucleotide messenger RNA. The record is from the annotation of a GenBank genome assembly. Lineage: Eukaryota; Metazoa; Arthropoda; Insecta; Lepidoptera; Crambidae.